Messenger RNA from Paramormyrops kingsleyae, 3836 nucleotides. RefSeq names its product glutamate receptor, metabotropic 2a (gene grm2a). Lineage: Eukaryota; Metazoa; Chordata; Actinopteri; Osteoglossiformes; Mormyridae. Gene Ontology annotation, biological process: G protein-coupled receptor signaling pathway. Gene Ontology annotation, molecular function: G protein-coupled receptor activity. Gene Ontology annotation, cellular component: membrane. The record is from RefSeq and is a predicted model, not a curated record.
AUAGCACGUUUCACUUGUUCUGUGCAGAGCUCCGAAAUGUGUGCCAAAGACCAUCUACAUUGCUGAUUAAUUAGUUUUUAAUUAAAACAUUAUUUUGGAUGGGAAAAAGAUUGAGGUAAACUUGAUUAACUUGAUUGCUUUUUAGUCAUAUGACGCCCAGAGAGAAAACUGACAGCGACUGCAAUUUUGAAAUAACGUAUGUACAGUACUCAUGCUUUCAAAAUCUCUUGCGCUAAGAAAUACACGAAGCAGCAUGAUUGUGUGAAUAAUCGGUCUGUGCACCGAUAAAAGAGAUCCAGCCGCCAGAAGCGCUACUUUUCUGCCACCUGUCACAAGGAUUUCCACAUUUUUCAGGAAAAUCGACAUUGUGCAUUAAGAAGAUAUAAAACUAAUGGCAAAUAUAUAACGGAACAAAAAGCAAGCGAGGUCUUACUAUUUAUUUAAUCGCAGUAUGCUGUUGUUUUAGUGAUACGCUUACCAUCGCUUGAAUGUUGUACAUCAGAUACCUGAACGUUUCCGUUUAAAAUACUUCAAGGGAGAGCCAUUUACCAUUAUAUUUAAACUGAAGGAAUCUGGUGUUCUCUCGCGUCAAGUCGAUUGCAGCACCAAGGACAGGUAUAAGUCUUCUGGAGGUUCAAACUUCACCAAAUGAAUUCUGAAACAGGAAAUCAAGGUUUGGAAUAAUCUCAAAGCGAAGCAUAGCGUCAGACCAAAUGGAUCUUUGCAGCUGAAACAAAACACCUAAAGUUGGAACAGAACAUCAUGAUGAUUUAAUGUGCGUUAAGAGCCCAUCUUUGUUCCAGUCCAAAACCGAGGACUAAAGUGACCUGUCUCUCCCAUGGCCAUGACUUCUGCGUGCUUCUGGCUCAAAGCGUGGAUUCCCUCCUGUCUUCUGCUGCCGCUCCUCCUGCUACUGGUCCCAGAGACUCUGGCUACAUCCAGCUAUAGCACAGGUGCCAAGCGGGAGAUCUUGGUCGAGGGGGAUUUGGUGAUUGGGGGCCUCUUCCCUGUGCACCACAAGGGUGAAGGAACAGAGGAUUGUGGCACAGUUAACGAACAGCGUGGCAUCCAGAGGCUGGAGGCCAUGCUGCUGGCACUGGAUGAGAUUAACCAUGAUGAGCACAUCCUGCCAGGCCUCAGGCUAGGUGCCCACAUCCUGGACUCCUGCUCCAAGGACACGUACGCACUGGAGCAGUCCCUGGAGUUUGUCCGUGCCUCUCUCACCAAGGUGGACGAGACAGAGUACAUCUGCCCUGACGGUUCCUACGCCAUUCAUGACGACUUACCCCUAGCUAUCUCUGGAGUCAUUGGUGGCUCCUACAGUGAUGUCUCUAUCCAGGUAGCCAAUCUACUCCGUCUGUUCCAAAUCCCUCAGAUCAGCUACGCCUCCACCAGCGCCAAGCUGAGCGAUAAGACGCGCUACGACUACUUUGCCCGCACCGUCCCACCAGACUUUUACCAGGCAAAAGCUAUGGCAGAGAUCCUCCGCUAUUUCAAUUGGACCUACGUAUCCACCGUAGCCUCGGAGGGGGAUUAUGGAGAGACCGGCAUCGAUGCCUUCCAACAGGAGGCCCGGGCUCGCCACAUCUGCAUCGCCACGUCCGCCAAGGUCAGCCGCUCGAUGAGCCGCUGGAGUUACGAUGCAGUCAUUCGCGCCCUGCAGCAGAAAGCCAACGCCAAGGUGGUGAUCCUGUUCACACGGAGCGAGGACGCGCGGGAGCUGCUGGUGGCAGCUGCCCGCAUGAACGCCACCUUCAUUUGGGUGGCCAGUGACGGCUGGGGGGCACAGGAGAGCGUGGUGCGUGGGAGCGAGCCGGUGGCCAACGGGGCCUUCACUAUCGAGCUAGCUUCUUACCCCAUCAAGGACUUCACUCAGUACUUCACCAAGCUGGAUCCAUACAACAAUACACGCAACCCCUGGUUCCGGGAAUUCUGGGAACAUCGCUUCCAGUGCAGUCUUCAGGAGCUCAGCUGCGGGCAGUAUUCCCUGAGUGAUGGCAAUUUUGAGCAGGAGUCCAAAAUUAUGUUCGUGAUUAAUGCUGUUUAUGCCAUGGCCCACGCUCUGCACAACAUGAGGCUGGCAGUGUGUCCCAACUCCACCAAGAUCUGCGAUGCCAUGAAGCCAGGCACCGGAAAGAAACUGUACAAGGACUAUGUCUUGAAGACCAGGUUUGAUGCGCCGUUCCGUCCAGCAGACACGGAGAAUGUUGUUAGCUUCGACGCCAACGGGGACAGCCUCGGCCGCUACAACAUAUUCCAUUAUCACGAGGACGACGGAAAAUACGUCUACACCAAAGUGGGCUACUGGGCACAGGGCCUGGUGCUGAAUACAAGUCACAUCCUGUGGGACCAACAGGCACUUCCAACAUCACAGUGCAGUGACCCCUGCAGGAAGAAUGAGGUAAAGAGCAUGCAGCCUGGGGAUGUGUGCUGCUGGAUCUGCAUUCCUUGCCAGCCGCACCAGUACCUGCUGGACGAGUUCCACUGCACGGACUGCAUGUUGGGCCAGUGGCCCCUGGAGAACCUGACGGGCUGCUACGAGCUGCCGGAGGAGUACAUCCAGUGGGGGGACGCCUGGGCCGUGGGGCCCGUCACCAUCGCUUGUCUCGGCAUAAUCUGCACGCUCUUUGUGAUCGGCGUAUUUGCAAAGAAUAUCGACACGCCACUGGUGAAAGCGAGCGGCCGCGAGCUCUCCUACAUCCUGCUGCUGGGCGUGCUCAUGUGCUACAGCGUGACCUUCGUGUACGUGGCCAAGCCGUCCGCCACCGUGUGCGCCCUCCGCCGCUUGGGCCUGGGCACCUCCUUCGCCAUCUGCUACUCCGCCCUGCUCACCAAGACCAACCGCAUCGCACGCAUCUUCGGCGGCGUACGGGAUGGUGCCCAGAGGCCGCGCUUCAUCAGUCCUGCCUCGCAGGUGGCCAUCUGCUCAGCACUCAUCUCCUGCCAGCUGGUGGCGCUGCUGGUCUGGCUGCUGGUGGAGGUGCCGGAUGUGCGCAAAGAGGUGAAGCCGGAUCGGCGGGACAUCGUCAUCCUGAAGUGCAACAGCAAGGACUCCAGCAUGCUUCUGUCCCUCACCUACGACUGCCUGCUCAUCGUGCUCUGCACCGUCUACGCUUUCAAGACCAGGAAGUGCCCAGAGAACUUCAACGAGGCCAAGUUCAUCGGUUUCACCAUGUACACCACCUGCAUCAUCUGGCUGGCCUUCCAGCCCAUAUUCUAUGUCACCGCCAGUGACUACAGGGUACAGACCACCACCAUGUGCAUCUCAGUCAGCCUCAGCGGUUCUGUGGUCCUGGGCUGCCUCUUCGCCCCCAAGACACACAUCAUUCUCUUCCAGCCUCAGAAGAACGUGACCACACUGAGAGCGCCGACCGCUCGCUUCAGCGUAACCACAGGCCCCCCGUCCAGCCACUCCCAAACCUCUGCCUCCAAUUUCGUGCCGACGGUGUGUAACGGUCGAGAGGUGCUGGACUCCACAACGUCCUCCUUGUGAGAAACGGGCACCUAUACCACCUCCCAAAUACGCCAAUUACUUACACUUGAUAGUUAAGUAACAAUAAUAAGGAAAAUGCCAAGUGUCGCAGAUAUAGGAUGUCUUUUGUUGUCAAGUGCUGUGAAUACAAUGUUCUGUUAUCCCAUUCCCUGACCAGUAGCUACAAUAAAACAAAUUUCAAUAUACACCUUCUUCUACAUUAAAGAAACCUUUUUAUUUGAGUCAGUAAAGCUUUACAAUGUAUCAAGGAAAAUGUUUUAAUGUAGAUUUUGGUGAACCAGUUUGUGCUUUCUUAUGUAAAUAAAAUGUGUUCUUAAUUAUAUUAAAAAUUACAGCUGUUUGA